UAAAAAAAAUGAGUGAACUCUGUUGACCAUAUUCACGAGAUUCUUAGGGGUGUCAACUCUGCUGAAUUAUUUAUUUGUACUAGCGCAAUAUGGCGCGUUACGCCUGCCUAUCUUACACAUAUGAAUGUUAUCUUUUCAUAUAAAAAAAAAAUUUCAAUAAUUUAUUUGAAUAUUUGUUGGUUUAAAAUGAGGAGUAGUGAGUGGGUGGAUGGAUUGAAUUUUUUUGAGUAGAUGUGUACAAAUGAAUAUCAUUUUUUUAUAUUGAAUAAUUUUCAAAAUUUUAAUUGAAAAAAAAUGCAUGUAUUGAUAUGCAUAGCUUAGGGAUAUGUUUUUGAGGAGAAUAGCAUUUUAAAUAGUAGUGCUAUAGAGGACAGGUGUGAUCACAUAGAGCACAAGAUCGUUAAAAAAAAAAUAUGUCUAUUAUAGAGAACAGAAGAAGUAAGAAACGUCAGAAAAAUGCAUUUAAUCCCUUCUGCCAAGUGUCAACAAGGGAGUUAUGAAUAACGCAAAUGAUGUCACGGUUGUAUAACUCGAUGGAACAGGUGAUGAUGCGAUGAUAUCAUAACGUCGAGAAAAAUGCGAUAGCUUAAUCAAUUAAUAGAUUAGUUAAGAAUAGCCAUUUACAGUACGACUACACUCGUUACCUACAAUUAUCUAUACUAAUGGGUUGAAUGAAUAUGUGACAAUUGCUUAGCAUUUAAGGAAAGAGUAAAAUUUACCAAGAUAUUGAGAACGACGCUUGAACUUAACUACUAGUGCAUAGAGCUGUUGUUCUCUAGGUCACCGCCGCCAGUGCAUACCUAUAGUUAGUAGACGUAUAUAUGCCAACUAACGAUUCAACUCCUCGGAAACACCUGUUAUCGUUUAUUUUUACUCGCCCAAAGUUGUAAAUUUCUCCAUUCGUUGAAGCACAAACUGAAGCUUAUGAAAACCCAUAUUGUACUCGAACUGCAAAACAAUAAAAAAAAUCCAAAUAAAUAAUGAAUACUAUGAAAGAAUUAGUAAACGAGACGUUCAAAGACAAGGAGCCUUGGAAAAUCGUCACAAUAACAACAGGCUCAGUUCUGAGUGCAGUAUGGCUAUGGAACUUUUUCUACCAAGAUGAGAGCCUCAUCGAGAGAGGAAGAAGACAAAUAUUCAAAUUAGUUCGGUGUAUUCCGUCAGUCCGUCAAAAAAUUGAGAAGGAAUUGAGUGCAUUAAAUUGCACUUUUGAGCGAGAAUCUUUGGAUAGAGUAAAAAAUAUUGAAUUUGUCACAAAACUCCCAUUUAAUGGUUUGACUCACGAGCAAGUCAUUGGGGCAGUGAAGAAGUACAUUCAAUUGGGAGAAUUUGAUUGGCAAAAUGGUAAAGUGUCAGGUGCUGUCUAUAGACACGACAAGGCACUUAUUAAAUUGAUGUCGGAUGUCUAUGGUAUUGCAUCAUAUACAAAUCCAUUGCAUCCAGAUAUAUUCCCUGGUGUGUGUAAAAUGGAGGCUGAGAUCGUAAGGAUCUCAUGCAAAUUAUUCCACGGAGAUGAGGCUGCUUGUGGAACUAUGACAACUGGAGGCACAGAAUCUAUUCUAUUGGCUUGUAAAGCUUUCAGAGACUAUGCAAAGCAUAUUAAGGGAAUAAAAAAACCUGAAAUGGUAGUACCGUCGACGGCUCAUUCAGCUUUUGACAAAGCAGCUCAAUAUUUAAAUAUUAAGGUCCGAUCAGUAUCAAUUAAUCCGAACAGUUGCACUGUUAAAAUUAGUGAUAUGGAGAGAGCUAUCAAUAAGAAUACUAUUAUGCUUGUCGGGUCAACUCCGAAUUUUCCUUAUGGUACGUUUGAUCAUAUUGAGGCUAUCUCAGAGCUUGGGAUGAAGUACAAUAUUCCAGUGCAUGUUGAUGCAUGCUUAGGUGGAUUUUUGCUCUGUUUUAUGCCUGACGCUGGUUUUAACGUGCCAACGUUUGACUUCAAGUUACCAGGAGUGACUAGUAUAUCGGCAGACACGCAUAAAUAUGGAUAUGCGCCAAAGGGUUCAUCGGUAAUCCUUUACAGAGAGAAAAAGUACAGACACUAUCAAUUCACGAUAACAACCGACUGGCCAGGUGGCAUUUAUGGUUCACCGACUGUCAAUGGUUCUCGUGCUGGUGGAAUAAUUGCUGCCUGCUGGGCUUCAUUUAUGCACUUUGGCUACAGUGGAUACUUGGAAUCAACGAAAAAAAUAAUUGAAACCGCGAGAUACAUAGAAACCGGAUUGAGAAAAAUGAAUGGUAUAUUCAUCUUUGGUAGUCCAACUACCUCUGUUAUCGCACUGGGUUCUAACCAAUUCCACAUUUAUCGACUCUCUGAAGCUCUGGCAGCAAGGGGAUGGAACCUCAAUGUUCUUCAAUUUCCAAGUGCCAUUCAUAUUUGUAUUACUCAUGUUCACACGGAGUUUGGCGUUGCUGAUGAAUUUUUGAAUGAUGUCAGAAAUAUUCUCAUAGAAAUUCAAAAACACCCAGGAGAACCCGUCGAAGGAAUGUUUGCAAUGUAUGGAAUGAGCCAAACCAUCGCUGAUCGAAGUGUUGUGGGGGAUUUAACAAGGUCCUUCCUUGACUCUAUGUACUUUACUCCUAAGGAGGAAAUCGAACAGGAGAUAAAUUGAUCUCAAUUCCAUGGAACCUUGUAUUUUCUUGUUUUUAAACUUUCAUAUUAACUAGGUUCUAAACGUGCGCAGUUGCGCACAAUAAACUAAACAAAUGACUUUGCAA
Fopius arisanus is the source of this 2715-nucleotide messenger RNA. RefSeq names its product Sphingosine-1-phosphate lyase (gene Sply). The record is from RefSeq and is a predicted model, not a curated record. Gene Ontology annotation, biological process: carboxylic acid metabolic process; sphingolipid catabolic process. The transcript is spliced from 9 exons. Gene Ontology annotation, molecular function: sphinganine-1-phosphate aldolase activity; pyridoxal phosphate binding. NCBI's taxonomy places the organism in Eukaryota, Metazoa, Arthropoda, Insecta, Hymenoptera, Braconidae. Bases 981 to 2609 code for a protein of 542 amino acids. Gene Ontology annotation, cellular component: endoplasmic reticulum.